Molecule: messenger RNA, 3359 nt
Organism: Archocentrus centrarchus (flier cichlid)
Lineage: Eukaryota; Metazoa; Chordata; Actinopteri; Cichliformes; Cichlidae
Gene: nod1
Product: nucleotide-binding oligomerization domain containing 1
Exons: 12
Coding region: 161-2986 (941 amino acids)
Biological process (GO): regulation of apoptotic process
Molecular function (GO): protein binding
Source: RefSeq, a predicted model, not a curated record
UCUGAGACAGUUACAGCUGAUCGUUCCUGUCCGGUAACACCUGUGAAGCGAGCAGUAACCUGAUGGGUUGUCGUGACAUUUGACUGAAGGCGGUUUUCCAACCUGUCUGCAGCCUUUUGGUGUGGCAGCUGCGCGAUGAGGUGACUGCUGUGUUGUAGAUAUGGAUCAGAUGGAAGAAGCCAGAGUGUCGUGCUCCAGCCUCCUCACCUACCACAGAGAGCUGCUGGUGACCAGGCUGAGGAGCGUCCAGUGCGUCCUGGACAACCUGUUCGCCUGUGGCUUCUUCUGUCAGGAGGAUAUCGAGAUUGUUCAGCAGACUGCCACCAAGGCCAAUCAGGUGCGCAAAAUCCUUGAGUUAGUCCAGUGCAAAGGGGAGCAGGCCUGUGAAUAUUUAAUCUUCAUCAUUUAUAAAGUAUGUGACGCAUACAUAGACCUGCAGCCAUGGCUAAAAGAGAUCAACUACAACCCAGGGGGCGAUGUAACGGUGAUGAAGGUGGUUAACACAGAUCCAAUCAGCAGAUACUGUGAGAAGUUGAGACACGAAAUGAGCCGGGACACCAGCUUCAUCAUGUCGUACGGCCAGCAAGAGGAGACCCGGCUGGAGGACCUCUACACCAACACCGUCAUGGAACUGUUGAAUGACUGCAAUGAAAGUCUGGGCUUCUUAGAGAGUCUGGACCAGCUCCUGGGAGAUGAUGCGGUUUUCAAUCCCCAAGGUGAAAUCAUCUAUGUGAUGGGGGAUGCUGGUGUGGGAAAAUCCAUCCUCCUGCAGAAGCUCCAGAACCUCUGGUCUAAAAAGGAGCUGCAGACAGAUGCCAUCUUCUUCUUUAAGUUUCGCUGUAGGAUGUUCAGCCCCUUCAAGGAUGCAGAACAGAUCUCUCUCAGAGACCUUCUGUUCAAACACAACUGCUACCCAGAUCAUGAUCCAGAUAAUGAAGUAUUUGAUUACAUCCUACGUUUCCCUGGGAAAGUUGUUUUUACCUUUGAUGGAUACGAUGAGAUUCAGGAAAAUGUAGACCUGAUGAACGUUCCUGAGGUGGUUUCACCGGAGGAUAAAGCUAACCCCUUCCAGCUGCUCAUCAGCUUACUCUGUGGGAAAUUACUGAAGGGCUCUCAAAAAGUGCUGACAGCUCGGACAGGGGUUGAGAUCCAAAGUAGGGUGAUCAGAAAGAAGGUGGCUCUGCGCGGCUUUUCCCCAGAUCACCUAAAGACCUACAUUGAUCUGCACUUUAAGGAGCAGGAGCACAGACAACUGGUGUCUGUUCAGCUGGAUGCCAGCCCCCACCUCUGUGGACUGUGCUCCACCCCGCUAUUCUGCUGGAUUGUAUUUAAGAGCUUUAGGCACCUGCACACACUGCACGACAGUUUUCAUCUGCCUGAAACCUGCAUCACGCUCACCGAUAUCUUCCUCCUGCUGUCUGAGGUGUUCCUCAGCCACUCCGCUUCACCUGCUUCAUCUUUGCUAAAGAAAAGCACACGCUGCACCUCAGACACAUUCAAAGCAGGGCUCAGGCCUCUUGCUGCAUUUGCCAAGAUGGCAUUUCAGGGUAUGGAGAGAGGUAGCUUCAUUUGCAGCCAAGAGGAGCUCAGUGAGUGUGGUCUGAUGGAUGAAGAUCUAACUCUCGGCUUUCUUAGACCUGUUAGUGAGAAAGAUGCCAGUGGAAGCCCUGCUACCUUUGAAUUCCUCCACGUCACCCUUCAGUCUUUCUUGGCAGCUUUUGCUUUGGUGUUGGAUGAGCAGGCUGCUGCCAGCUCCAUCCUCAAGUUCUUCACUGAGUGCAGCAGGAGAAGAAAGGUAUCCUGUCUGCCUUUUGAUUUCUGCAUGAAUGGCUCUUCAAAGCCCAGCGAAAAGAAGCCGUUUGCCACAGAUGAGCACCUUCAGUUCACUAAUCUGUUCCUGUGUGGACUGCUGUCCAAGGCUCAGAGGGGCUUAAUGGGGCAUCUGGUGUCUCCUGCCUUACUGAAGAAAAAACGGGCCUUGCUUAAGUCUUACCUGUCCACAAGUGUCAAGGUCCACUUACAUGGCUUACCCCACUACAAUAGUAGAGAAGGCAAGAAAGUUCAUGUUUUGCCCAACUUCCUGUGGAUACUGAGGUGCAUCUUUGAGACGGGGAGCAAAGACAUUGCUCAGAUGACGGCAAAAGGCAUCACGGCCGGCUUUAUCAAGCUGGGUUACUGUAAUGUGUACUCGGGUGACUGCACUGCCCUGAACUUUGUGCUGCAGCACCGUCAGAAACUCCUGGGGCUCGACAUGGAUAACAACAACAUCAGCGACUAUGGGGUGAAGCAGCUCAAGCCUUCCUUUUGCAAGAUGACAGUAGUGAGAUUGUGUGUGAAUCACCUGUCGGAUAGCAGCAUUGAGAUUCUUGCAGAGGAGCUGUGUAAACACAAAGUUGUGGAGGUUUUGGGGCUUUACAACAAUCACAUCACAGAUGUUGGGGCCAGGCUGGUCGCUCAGAUUAUUGAAGAAUGCCCAAAGCUGCAAGUUGUCAAGAUUGGCAAAAACAAGAUCACUGGUGUUGGUGGGAGGCAUCUGGCCAACGCCAUAAAGAAGAACUCUUCAAUAUUUGAAGUGGGAAUGUGGGGGAACAGCAUUGGUGACGAGGGUGCAGAAGCAUUUGCAGAAGCUUUGAGGAACCACCCGAGCCUUACCAACCUCAGUCUGUCAGCCAAUGGCAUCACAUCCAGAGGUGGGAAGGUCCUGGCAGAAGCACUGAAAGAGAACAGGGUACUCAGGAUAUUCUGGUUGGUGCAGAAUGAGAUCGCUGAUGAUGCGGCGCCACACUUGGCUGACAUGAUUCAAGCAAACACUGGUUUGACCCACCUGUGGUUAAUCAGCAACCAGUUCACUGUGGACGGGAUCAGACUCCUCGCCGAGGCCCUUACUCACAACGAGGGACUCAAAGAGAUAUGUGUGAAAGGAAACCAGCUGUCUGAAGAGGACGAGCAUCAGUUCGAGUCGGUGGUGCAGCUGCGCUUCUGCUGACCGAGGACCUCACGUGAACAUGCACAGAACAGCCUGUGUAGUUGUGUAGUGUUGUACACUGAUUUGCUUUGCUGCACCAGCAGCUUUCUCAGUUUUUUAUUCCUUCCCAUUCUUGAGGAAAAAAAGCAGAAUUUGUACUUUUUUAAUCACUGAACAGAAUUUCUGUUUCAUGUUGGGGAAGUUCAUCUAAAAUUUCAACAAAUGUUAGUUUGACAUAAAAUAGGAAGUGGAAACUUAAAGAGAAGUAUAUUAUAUGUUGACUUCCUCAUAUGAACACAUUUUGUAUGCAUUUCUAUAUGAUUUUUAUUUAUUUGACUGUUACUCGAGGUGUUGUUUUCCCAAGAUUGUGAAUUUCCUAUGUUCCAGUAUAAAU